Molecule: messenger RNA, 678 nt
Organism: Saccharomyces paradoxus
Lineage: Eukaryota; Fungi; Ascomycota; Saccharomycetes; Saccharomycetales; Saccharomycetaceae
Exons: 1
Coding region: 1-678 (225 amino acids)
Biological process (GO): translational elongation
Cellular component (GO): cytoplasm; nucleus
Source: RefSeq, a predicted model, not a curated record
AUGUCUGACGGGACACUGUUUACUGAUUUGAAAGAGAGAAGGUUGAUUAGGACCAUCGUGCCAAGGGGUUUGGUGCGUUCCUUGAGACUGGAUGUGAAGCUCGCUGAUCCCAGCGACGCCCAGCAACUGUACGAAAGGGAGUUUCCCUGGGGUAAGUACCCCACCUUUGUAGGUCCGCAUGAUGAGUGGACGCUUACAGAGGCAAUGGCCAUUGAUUACUACUUGAUCCACCUGUCGAGCGACAAGGAAGCCGUUCGCCAGUUGUUGGGGCCCGAAGAUGACUUCAAAACACGUGCGGAUAUUCUAAGAUGGGAAUCGCUCUCCAACAGUGAUUUUUUGAACGAGGUGUGCGAGGUAUUUUUCCCUCUAAUUGGUACAAAGCCAUACAAUGCCACUGAAUUUAACGUCGCAAGGGAGAACGUCGACACCAUCGUUUCGCUUUACGAGAGAAGAUUGAAGAAACAGCAAUUCCUUGUCUGCGACGACCACGAAACUCUUGCUGAUCUAAUCUCAGCAGCCGCUUUUUCGUUAGGGUUCAUAAGUAUUUUCGAUGAAACAUGGAGGUCCAAGCAUCCUGAGGUUACGCGGUGGUUUAAUCAAGUGAUUAAUUCCCGUUUUUUCGAAGGUGAGUUUGAGAGCUUCCAAAUGUGCGAGACUGCUAUGCAACCUAAUAAAUAA